AUGUUCCGUAUCGGUGGACAAUCGGUGGCACGACUUGUUUCACGUACAGUGCAAUCAGGUUUAAGACAUUAUGCCAAGGAUGUAAAGUUUGGUGCGGACGGACGUGCUUCAAUGUUGUAUGGUGUAGAUACUCUUGCUGAUGCAGUCGCUGUCACUAUGGGACCAAAGGGAAGAAAUGUCGUAAUUGAGCAGUCAUGGGGAAGUCCAAAGAUCACAAAAGAUGGUGUUACUGUGGCGAAAGCAAUCGAUUUCAAAGAUAAGUACAAGAACUUGGGUGCAAAACUGGUGCAGGAUGUAGCAAACAAAACCAAUGAAGAGGCUGGUGAUGGUACCACAUGCGCUACAGUUCUGGCACGAGCAAUUGCGAAAGAAGGUUUCGAGAAUAUCAGCAAAGGAGCCAAUCCAGUGGAAGUUCGAAGAGGAGUAAUGAAGGCUGUGGAACUCUUGGUUGCUGAAUUGAAGAAAAUGAGCAAAGAUGUGACAACCCCGGAAGAAAUCGCGCAAGUAGCAACAAUUUCAGCUAACGGUGAUUCCACUGUGGGGAAACUGAUAUCCGAAGCAAUGAAGAAGGUCGGAAACAAGGGCGUGAUCACCGUCAAAGAUGGUAAAACAUUGCAUGAUGAAUUGGAAACAAUCGAAGGAAUGAAAUUUGAUCGUGGAUACAUUUCUCCAUACUUUAUAAACACAACAAAGGGAGCUAAAGUGGAGUUCGAGAAAUGUCUUCUUUUGUUUUCGGAAAAGAAAAUCAGCCAAGUACAGGAUAUCGUACCAGCUCUUGAAUUGGCUAACAAAUACAGAAAGCCAAUUGUGAUUGUUGCGGAAGAUGUAGAUGGCGAAGCACUUACUACUCUUGUGCUGAAUAGGUUGAAGGUUGGCCUCCAAGUGGCAGCUGUGAAAGCACCCGGUUUUGGCGAUAACAGGAAAAAUACACUGAAGGACAUGGCGAUAGCUACAGGUGGGACAGUAUUUGGAGAUGAUGCUAAUUUGCUAAAAAUCGAAGAUGUGCAGAUCAGUGAUCUCGGUGAAGCUGAAGAAGUUUCGAUUACGAAAGAUGAUACACUCAUCUUGCGUGGCAAGGGAAAACCUGAAGACCUGGAGAAACGAAUUUCAAUGAUUGAAGAUGAGCUGGAACAAAGUACAUCUGAAUACGAGAAGGAAAAACUGAAUGAGCGAUUGGCAAAGCUCUCGAAGGGUGUUGCAGUCCUGAAAGUAGGUGGUGCUAGUGAAGUAGAGGUAAACGAAAAAAAGGACCGUGUCACAGAUGCGUUAAAUGCCACUAGAGCAGCUGUUGAAGAAGGUAUUGUACCAGGUGGCGGUGUUGCACUUCUCCGUGCCCUGAAAGCUAUCGAAGAUGUUAAAGGAGAGAAUGCUGAUCAGGAAAAAGGUAUGCGAAUAGUGCAGAAAGCAGUACGUGAGCCAAUCAUGACAAUUGUGAGAAAUGCCGGUGUUGAUCCAUCUUCUGUUGUGGAAAAAGUACUUGCUAGCAGUGAAUUACCGUUUGGAUAUGAUGCCCUGAAUGAUACUUUUGUGGAUAUGUUCAAAGCCGGUAUCAUUGAUCCUACGAAAGUCAUCCGAACUGCUCUACAGGAUGCGGCUGGUGUUGCAUCAUUGUUGGCCACAACGGAGUGCGUAGUGACGGAGAUGCCGAAAGAGGAGCCUCAGAUGGCAGCUGGAAUGGGCGGUGGUAUGGGUGGUGGCAUGGGAGGUAUGGGAGGAAUGUACUGA
Messenger RNA from Brugia malayi, 1725 nucleotides. RefSeq names its product chaperonine protein HSP60, putative (gene Bma-hsp-60). NCBI's taxonomy places the organism in Eukaryota, Metazoa, Nematoda, Chromadorea, Rhabditida, Onchocercidae. The transcript is spliced from 11 exons. Gene Ontology annotation, biological process: protein refolding; protein import into mitochondrial intermembrane space; mitochondrial unfolded protein response. Gene Ontology annotation, cellular component: mitochondrial inner membrane; mitochondrial matrix. Gene Ontology annotation, molecular function: protein-folding chaperone binding; ATP binding; ATP-dependent protein folding chaperone. The record is from RefSeq and is a predicted model, not a curated record. The coding region runs from base 1 to 1725 and encodes 574 amino acids.